GAAAUCUAAAAGACGAAGCUCGUCCGCUGCGGUGCUGCUGUUCUUGCAUAGACACCUCCUUCGUACUGGAGGAAGAGCAACCCGCACUCCUGCAUAUAUAUGUGUGUGGUGGUGGUGGUGAUGGUGUGUGGUGGUGGUUAGAAACACGACCUUCGCUCGAUAGACUUGAGCAAGUACAACUGAUAGAAGCAAACAGAAAAAAGGAAAAUGUAUGGCAACGCCGCAACGGCGGGCCUCGGUCCCACCAGCAGUAGUCAGCAUGCGGCCAGCAAAUCCGCCCACCUCCGCGCUCCAUCCGCCGGCAAGCGCAGCGCCAGCGCCGGUGCAUGGCGUCGUGCCGCUUCUCCCCUCGCCGCCUCUUCUACGUCGCCGGUGUCUGCCCUUCCGGCUCGGCGCCGCUCCGCUGCCGGGGCGGACGGCAGAGGUAGCCACGUCAGGAAUGCGGGCGCCGGCGGUGGUGGUGGUAGUAAUACUCGGCCACCUACGCGGCCCGCCUCGGUAGACCCGACCCGGCUGGCGGACGACAGCAGCAACAGCAAUCCCGUCUCCGGACACGACGUUGCCUACCUCUAUCAGCAGCUGCAGGACGCCCUGCACCAGCAGACCCACAUUGAGGACGAGCGACAGCGGCAGCUCGGGCAGUACCGCCGCCAGCUCCGCGCCUACUGCAACGACAAUGCGACGCUGCGGAACAUCAUCCUCGCCGGUGAAUCACGCAAGCGCGAUGCAGCCGCGUCGGUGUCGGAUGAGGUGUGCGUCACCGGGGCACGCGCACACAGCGCCGGCACCCGCAACGGGCCGUCCUCCGUCACGGCAGCGGAGCUGGAGGUGGUGGAGGAGCGCAUCCACCUUGCGCGUAAGCGGCACAACCGACUGAUGCACGAGGUCCGCGUGAACACCGCUGCGUUGGAGAAUGAGACGGAGUUGCGGACGAGUAUAACGGAGGAGGCCGGUGCCCCGCUCGAUCCGGCGUCGCUGCUGAUGGGGGCCAACCGACCCGUCUACCUACGCCUGCUGCGACUGGAGCACCUCUUAAACGAGGUCCUGCGUAAGCAGAGCACCGUCGGUGUGGUGCUCAAGAACUACCGCUACCACCUGGCGACGCUGCGCGAGGAGGCGACGCAGUACGACGUGCAGCAGCACAUGCUCGAGAACGAGUACGCGGACCGCCAUCGCGAUCAUCUCCAGCUACUGGAGCUGUACGACACGGCGCGGGCGGCCUAUAGCAGCACCGUCGAGGCACGAGUGGCACUGCAGCAAAGCGGCGCGAAGAUGCGCCGCGCGAAGGAAAAGGCCCUUCAGCAGAAACGCAAGGAGGUGGAGAAGGAGUUGGCGGCGACGCAGGUGCAGGAGCGGCGGGCAGUGGACCUGCAACUGCAGCUCGAGGAAGAAGCCCAGCUCCUCGAGGCAGCCGAGAACACGAAGGCGCAGCUAGAGAAGCAGCGGUGGAACCUGCGCGCGGCGCUGACGCUGCUCAAGACAACCAACACCUCGCGGGAUGGCGCAGAGGGCGAUGCGGCCGGCGGUGGGGACGGUGAAAUGGAGGACGAUGUCGCGGAUGAGCGGCUUUCCGCCUUUGAGGCGGCCUUCCGCGAUAUGAUGCAGGUCGCCCACGCUGACACGCUCGACCAGUUGGUGGACAUCUACACCGCCGAAAUGGAGCAGCAAUGCAAGCUGCAAGAUGACCUCGACAACCUACGCGAGACGCGGAGGGUGCUGCAGCAGGAGACACGGAUGCUGCAGGAGCGGCAGAAGCAGACCCGGUACUGCGUCGGGGCUGGCACACACCACGGUGCUGCGUCCGGCCAGGACGCGUCGUCCUCCUCUCAAAGCGAGGCGUGGAGAGGGACGGCAGCCGGCUCGCCGCUGAUGGAGCGCGAGAUGGAGACCUUUCUCAGAGAAGAGAAGGACGCCUUGUCGGCGCAGAUAAGCGCAAACGCGCAGAACCAGUCGCUGCUGCGCGAGGUGGCGGAGCGCAUGAACCGACUCGCGGCGUUGGUAGCCGACUACCGCGCUGAUGUGCGUCUACCCGAAAUACGUGCCAGCCCGGCUUUGGCGAGGCGCUCCUCGACGCUGCCGCUGCACUCCGUCGUGCUGGCGCAGAAGCUGCUCGCCCUGGCAAGUGACGCAACGUCGCACAACGCAUUCAUCACCACAGCAACAGCCGCCGCUGCUUCUUCCGCGGCCCAUAGUGCUAUACAAGACGACGGUGUCGACAGCGGCGCAGUCCCGGUUGUGUCCUCCACGCAACUCGUCAUCCCGGCAAAUAACCGGCGCGUGCCCCUCGCCCAUGAACGCGGCGGCGGCGGCGACAACAGCGGUGGGGCAGCGGGUCCGACACGCCCUGCGGCUGAUGUGGCCGGCAUCUCGUCGAUGGCUGCCCGUGCGCUUUUGAACGCGACGGAGCACCCGGUUACCUCGCUGGCCGGUUCUCCGCAGAAGCAUAUGAGGGGUGCGGCCGCCGGGAGCGGUGAGGGCUUUAAACGGCAGCGGAAGCGUCGGUCGUCCGCCCACGCGGGGGCUGGCUUCAUUGAAGGCCUGGAGGAAGACGACGACGACGACGAGGUGCAGCUUGCGACGGUGGCCGCGUUGCCUCCGCCGGGCGGUCGUGUGCUGGACUUCGAUCUCGACUCGUUGAACGACACCGACGGCGGGGCGGUCAGCGAGAGCUCGAGUGUGCCGGCGCGCCACGGCAAUACUAUCGAUGGCGGUGAUGCGGCGGCGGCGGCGGCGGAGGGGGACGGCGAGACGAGGGCGACAGCAAUGGCACAGCGUCGACGGCGUUCGUCAGCGAUGGCGAAUCUGGCUGGACCCAGCGGCGGCAGCGCGCGUGGUGCCAUUGCAGCGGCAGUGGCUGAGGACGAUCAAGACGAUCCGCUGCGCCGCGAGGAGGUGAAGAAGAUGUCGGAGGUGCUUCAGGAGCGUCGCAAGCGUGAUGCGGAGGCGGAGGCGGAGGCGGCGGCGGCGGCGCAGAAGUAA
Molecule: messenger RNA, 2979 nt
Organism: Leptomonas pyrrhocoris
Lineage: Eukaryota; Euglenozoa; Kinetoplastea; Trypanosomatida; Trypanosomatidae
Exons: 1
Coding region: 208-2979 (923 amino acids)
Biological process (GO): outer dynein arm assembly; cilium movement
Cellular component (GO): cilium
Source: RefSeq, a predicted model, not a curated record